UCAUGAGGAAUUUGAGGUGUGAAUGGUCAUUAACAUAUCUUUUGUUUCCAAGGGUGGGAGAGAUCUGAGGUGUGAAUUGGUCAUUACAAUGUGUGACAAGCUUGGUAGGAACAUCCUGUGUUCAGUGUUUUGUCCAUCUGAGUACCUUGAAAUCUCUUUGCAUGCUUUUUUCAUGAAAAGGCUCUGGACAGCAUUGGGAACUGGAAAAGUUAAAACAAAAAUUCACACGCAAACGCUUUCCCGCGUUUAGACGCGUUUACAAGCGUUUUGCAUUUGAGACGCUGAUAAAAUUGACAUCUGAACGCAAGUUUGUUGCUU
Staurois parvus is the source of this 318-nucleotide messenger RNA. NCBI's taxonomy places the organism in Eukaryota, Metazoa, Chordata, Amphibia, Anura, Ranidae. The record is from the annotation of a GenBank genome assembly.